Messenger RNA from Polyodon spathula (Mississippi paddlefish), 557 nucleotides. RefSeq names its product alveolar macrophage chemotactic factor-like. The transcript is spliced from 4 exons. Gene Ontology annotation, molecular function: CXCR chemokine receptor binding; chemokine activity. Gene Ontology annotation, cellular component: extracellular region. Gene Ontology annotation, biological process: antimicrobial humoral immune response mediated by antimicrobial peptide; chemokine-mediated signaling pathway; neutrophil chemotaxis. The record is from RefSeq and is a predicted model, not a curated record. The coding region runs from base 18 to 332 and encodes 104 amino acids. NCBI's taxonomy places the organism in Eukaryota, Metazoa, Chordata, Actinopteri, Acipenseriformes, Polyodontidae.
CUUUCACAUAGAAGGAAAUGACACAACAAAGAGCAAUGGUCUGCAGAGCGAUGAUUCUUGCACUGCUCACAGUAUGCAUAGCGUCUGCAGUAGAUGUUUCAGGGCACAGUGGUUCUCGAUGUUUGUGCCGCAACACACAGGAAGGUUUUUCUGUCAGACGCAUAACCAAAGUUGAAAUUAUUCCUCGGAGCAGCUCCUGUGACAAUAUUGAGAUCAUUGCUACCUUGAAAAAUGGGAUUCAGGUGUGUUUGAAUCCAGAGGCUGCAAGAGUACAGAAAGCUCUCGGCCGAUUGAUGGAAAGGAACAGCUCCAAACCAACUCCAACUAUCUGAAAGUCUUCACUGAGAUCCCAAUGAAGAUUCAAUGGAAGAGGCGCCCCCCCUUGAUUAUUCCAUACUUACCUUCAUUUAAAAAAAAAAAAAAAAAAAAAAAAAAAAAAAGAUUUCUAAUAUAUUUAAUUAAUUGAAGUUAAAAGAACUGAGUAAUAUAUACACACACACACACGUUUGCCUUUGUUGUGUUUUCUCUGGCUGCACUAUAGGCCUAUAUAUUGUAUG